Chenopodium quinoa (quinoa) is the source of this 1740-nucleotide messenger RNA. RefSeq names its product probable pyruvate, phosphate dikinase regulatory protein, chloroplastic. Gene Ontology annotation, molecular function: ATP binding; transferase activity, transferring phosphorus-containing groups. The transcript has 3 exons. The record is from RefSeq and is a predicted model, not a curated record. Bases 134 to 1285 code for a protein of 383 amino acids. Lineage: Eukaryota; Viridiplantae; Streptophyta; Magnoliopsida; Caryophyllales; Amaranthaceae.
UUCACCUGGAUUGAAAGGCCCAAAUAGCCCAAUUGUGCAAGUGCAACAGAACCUUAAAAAAUAUCGUCAAUUUCUAAUUUUAGAUUUAAUUGUUUUUAUAUUUAAUUUUUUUGCUUAGAAAAACAAAAAAAAAAUGUUAGCCGCGACUAGGUUCAGUCUCCCAAACCCGAGCCCGAGCCCACCUGAACCCAAACCAACCAUUUCUCUCUCCUCCGAACCUCCCUCCAAACCUCAACCUCGGAAACUAAAGGGUAGCGCGAAGCUCAACCUCUGGUCCAGAGCUCGAUCAAUCCGGUCCGGCCGGAAAUUGGAUUUCCACGACAAACCUGUCCAUGCAGCAGAACCGGUUGCUGAAGCUCCGGUUCGAACCGGUGAUGGUUUAUCUGAUUCAGAGAGAGAAGAUGACAAAGAGGGAAAAACGAUAUACAUGGUUUCUGAUGGCACUGGUUGGACGGCGGAGCAUUCCGUUAGUGCGGCGUUAGGGCAGUUUGAUCAUUGUUUAGUUGAUCAUGGUUGUUCUGUUUGUACUCACUUGUUUUCUGGGGUAGAUGACAUUGAGCGACUUAUAGAAGUUGUGAGACAAGCUGCAAAAGAAAAUGCUCUGCUUGUCUAUACACUUGCUGAUCCUUCAAUGGCUGAUGCUGCAAGAAAAGCCUGCCAGUUAUGGGGUGUACCAUGCACCGAUGUCCUUGGCCCAAUAACUGAGGCAAUUUCUUCUCACCUUGGAGUUUCUCCUUCAGGGCUUCCCCGUGGUGCGGGAGGUAGAAUUUUAUUGAGUGAAGACUACUUCCAAAGGAUUGAAGCCAUUGAGUUCACUAUAAAACAAGAUGAUGGGGCUCUACCUCAGAACUUGCGCAAGGCUGAUAUUGUACUCACUGGUGUCUCUCGGACAGGAAAGACUCCUCUGUCAAUUUACCUUGCACAAAAAGGAUAUAAAGUAGCAAACGUUCCUAUUGUAAUGGGUGUGGAAUUACCCAAAGCUUUAUUUGAGAUAGACCCACACAAAGUUUUUGGUUUGACUAUUGAUCCGGUUGUUUUGCAAACAAUUAGAAAAUCACGAGCCAAGACCCUGGGCAUAGCUGAACAGGAUUUACACAACUAUGCACAGAUGGGUUAUGUAAAAAAGGAGUUGGAACACGCGGGUAAAAUUUUUGCACAAAAUCCCAGCUGGCCUGUAAUUGAGGUGACUAGCAAAGCCAUCGAAGAGACAGCAGCUGUUAUCUUGAGGUUAUAUUCUGACAGAAAGCAGAAGCGAUCAUUGCCCAGCAUAUCAAAACGCUAUUAGUGAUGUUGAGUUGAUGACCGAUCUUGAUCUGAAGUUUCCGAUGUGUGAAUAAGGAGGCAGAGUAAGACAUUGAACCCUUGUUUAACAAAGCUGAUUGGCAUAUUUGCAUAAUAUCCAUACAUAUCAUCAGUUCAUGUACAUCAUUGAAGUCUCUACUCCUAUAGUGUAUAUAUGGUCCUUAAUUUUGGUAUUCUUUCAUCAUCAGACUCGACUGCCAGAGUUAGUACUACUAUAGUACUACUAUGUGUAUAAUCUGUAUAUGGCUGUUAAAUGUUAAUAUCAAUGGUCUGGAUCAGAGGACGAGGUUGUUAUCAAUAUUUGUAUAGUCAUAACGAUAACAAGAUGUCAAUAUAUGUAUUGGUAGCGAACUGUUCAGAAUAUGCAGUGUGGUAAUUGCAUGUUUUCAACAGGAUUACAUUUCUAGGGGAAAUACUCCAUAGCUGUUGUUUCAUUUC